Molecule: messenger RNA, 726 nt
Organism: Diaporthe batatas
Lineage: Eukaryota; Fungi; Ascomycota; Sordariomycetes; Diaporthales; Diaporthaceae
Exons: 2
Coding region: 1-726 (241 amino acids)
Source: RefSeq, a predicted model, not a curated record
AUGGACAUUCAAGCUUAUGGGCGAAGAGCCGACUCGAUAGCGCCUGGUUGUCCAGCCCCGUGCCAUUUUGAUGAUUUCGUCAAUUAUCUGCAAAGGGCUGGAAAGACGCUCGAUCCUGGCCAGAAGACCUCAGUCGGGACGGAUCUCUGGCCUGACGCAACGAAGACCGCCAAAGAGCUCGCAGGUCUCAAGUCCGGCGGGAAAGACUUCGUUCCCAACCAGGACCCCGAUAAGAUCUUCCAGAGUGGCUGGUGGACGGGCCCCAAGGGCGGCAACCCCAGUCUCAGCGACAUCCUUACCAAGGUCACCGACAAGAUCCAAGACGUCCGUACCAUUUACGGCGACAACAGGGAGGGCAUCACCAAGGAAGGCCUCGAGCAGUCCCGCACCGCGAUAGUCGGCGUCCACGAGGCACGUCUCGCCGACAUGGGCACGGACUACAUCGACGAGCUCAACGACUACCUCAAGAACCAAAAGGGCCGGUCGUAUACUGUAGACACGCACACGCCGACGGCGCAGGACGGGACAACGUACACCGAUGUGGACCACGACAAGACGAGUGCGAGCCAUUCCGAGUUCGCGCAGGAUUACAAGGACUUCCAGUCGUGGUUGGGCAGCCAGCCGAGGAAGGGCCAGGGGAGGACCGCGGUGGUGAAGAGGCACUGGGAUGCUAUCCAAGGGGUAGAGAAGUUCGAGAAUCGUGUUUGGGGAGGCCCCUAUUGUUGA